Molecule: messenger RNA, 417 nt
Organism: Fraxinus pennsylvanica
Lineage: Eukaryota; Viridiplantae; Streptophyta; Magnoliopsida; Lamiales; Oleaceae
Source: the annotation of a GenBank genome assembly
AUGAAUGAGGCGGAGAGAACCAAUCUGGUGACAGGUAUUUCAGUGUGUCGAAGAGCUCCAAGAUUGAAUCAUCUCCUCUUUGCGGAUGAUAGCUUGAUGUUCUGUGAAGCUAAUGGAGAAACCAUGACUAGGCUCCAAACUAUCCUCAAUACUUACGAAGAUGCUUCAUGGCAACAAUUGAACAGGGAGAAAACAUCGAUGGUAUUUAGUGCUAAUGUACCACCGGAUAAACAACAAUCAAUUAUGGCCUUAUGGAAUUCUCCCCACGUACAACAAUAUGAAAAGUAUCUUGGCUUACCACAGAUGGUGGGUAGAUCCAAAGCUCGAGCCUUUGCUGAAAUAAAGCACAAAGUUUGGCAGAAUUGCAAGGAUGGAAACAUAGCUUAUUCUCCCAUGGAGGAAGAAAAGUUCUCCUGA